Messenger RNA from Biomphalaria glabrata, 6334 nucleotides. RefSeq lists its product as uncharacterized. Bases 329 to 1420 code for a protein of 363 amino acids. The transcript is spliced from 3 exons. Lineage: Eukaryota; Metazoa; Mollusca; Gastropoda; Planorbidae. The record is from RefSeq and is a predicted model, not a curated record.
GUUUUCACUUGUUUAGAAUGUCAAAUUUUAUCAGGAAAUCGGCUGUAUGGCAACCGAUCAAAAAUAAAAAUGCCAUAAAAAUUUGACUCUACUAGAUCUAGAUAUAGAUAACAUCAGUUUUAUCAAUAUGAUGAAUAGAUGUAGAAUCUAUAUUAUAAAUUUUGAUCUAUUGUAGAUUUAGUCGAGGUAUAAUAAUUUUAUACUUUGAAACUUUCGUUUCGAACUUCAACUACUAGACUAGGAGUGCAGUAGGUCUUAAGUGAUAAGUCUAGUCUAGAGUCUAGUCUAGUAAUUGACUUACGACUUAGUAUUAAACACAUCUUCUAAAAUGGCACGCAACAAUAAGUUGAAAACCUUUUGGAUCAAAUACAAACUGACAGCUAGGCUAAAAGUUCUUGUCAUCCUUGUUUUAAUCAUCUUUUUAAUACCAUCAUUGAGAAACUUUGUGAUUCCCGGUUGGCCGAAAACAUUGCAACAGCUCAGCACUUACAAGGUUAUAAAAAUUCAUCUUCAAGAUUUGUUUUACAAUGUGGAUCGUAGCCCAUACACAGACUCGUGCAAACCGGUGCAUGACCGGCUUGCCACUGUCAAAAUGCCCAAGCUUGAAGACAUGCCUGUUUAUGAUUUGCAAGACUGGUAUAAACUGGUGGCUACAAUCAAACCAUCUUUGACAGAUGAAGAACUGAAGAUCUUGGACAACUACAAACCCACUUUGACUGUCACUGAGCAGCGUCAGAUGCUCUUUGCUAUGCUCUCAGCAACUCAAGCUUUUGCCGCCUUUAACAUCAGCUACUUCAUAUCAGAAGGCUCUCUUAUUGGCUACUGGCGUCACCACGGUAUGAUACCCUGGGAUGAUGAUGUGGAUAUACUUUUUGAUAGCCAGCAGUGGCCACUGGCUCGUCAGGUUCUCUCAUGUUUGCCAGAUCUUGAGCUCAACAUGGGUUCUGAUUACAUGUGGAAACUAUAUCAUAAGAACUCAGACUUAUGGAAAGGCGAAUCCCAAAUUAAAUUUCCUUUUAUAGAUUUCUUUAUGUAUCAUUACGACUCUGGUCACCUUUGGCCAGUUUGUAUUUGGAUGAAGACUGAAAUUAUACUUCCUACCGACUGGACGUUCCCUCUUCAGAAAGGUGUCUUUGAAGGUUAUCCUGUUUCUGUUCCAAGUAAGACUGCUGAAGUCAUAAAUUUUCACUUUGGACGCGUUUCAUCUGAUUGCUAUUCACGCACUUUCCUCCGCAGAGAACGAUCCCUUGUCCCUGUUAAAGAGAGAACACACAUGCCCUGUGCUCUGCUGAAAGAAAUUUACCCUUUUGUGAGGCGCACCAAGGUGGACUCAAUGCAAGGCACUGUUAUAGAAGAGAGAGUUGUUGCUUCUAAAGUCUUGUCUACAUUCAAUGCCACAUAUCAAGGUACACUUGAAUAAGAGUUGAUUUUACCAUGUAGUGGAAAUAAAUGAUUAUUAAAAGUUUAUUAGAUAAUAAGUUUUGUUAGAAUGUGUUGUUGUUUUUCAUAAUGAGUACCAAUAAAAGACAACAUAUUUUUUUAAUAUAAAAAAGUAUGUCAAAUCCUUAACGCCCCAAACCAGAUUAUUAAAGAAAUUAGCAUGACUGAAUUUUCACUUAUGUUUAAAAGAGGUUCCAGGAUUAAAGUUUUCAAUGGGCUGAAAAUAUAAGCAUUUUUUUUUUUAAGUUAAUUGGAUUAUGAUUCAAUUAGAACGUUUUUAUAAAUUUCAUUAUUCAAUGAAUGUUUUGAGUAAUUUAUGCAUGUGUCCAGAGAAUUUUUGAAAAAUCUAAAGAUUUGCAGCUAUGGAAAUGUCACAUGAGAAUUUUUCUUAAUUUAAGUUAUUACCUAUUCAACAGACAAACAAAAAUGGCUUUUUCUAGAAUAUAAAUAUUACCUUUGACAUUUUGGAUAGGUGUCUUACUUGCAUACAUGAUUUAAAUGCUAUUUAAUCAUUAUUUUUGUUUCCCCAUUUUGAUUAUUUAUUUGUUUGACAUAAUCAGAAUGGGUAACGUCAAAUAAAAUCAAAAGAAAUGUCACAGUAACAAUUCACUACAGCAUAUGAUACAAGCUGGAGACUUCUUAUAGGUAACAGUCAUACCAGAGUUAUGUUUGUUGAUGCUGCCUUUAUUUGAUCAUAUCUUCUCCCAUGUUUCAAGUUAUACUUUUUUUUUUUUUUGUUGCGUUUUUUUAUACUUAGAACUUUAGUUCUUAUUGUUAUUGUACGAGGACAUUCUUAAAGUCAUUAACUUCAAGUAUAUAUUCUUUUUGUCAUUGUAUAUGUAUCUUUAUAUUAGUAUUCAUUAUUGUUAUUGUUUGGAAAAAUACACUUUGUAAUCAGUUUAUAAAUAGAUUGUGAAACCUUGUUGCUUAGUAGUGAAGCACUUGACAGCCAUUCAGAGGUCUUUAGUUUGAGUCUUGGUACAGGCUGGCACUCUAUACCUGACAUUUAUAUAAGAGAGUUAAUACAUAUAAAUUCCUAUAGCUGAUCACAUAUCACUAUAAUAAACCCUUAACUUAUCUUCACUUAUAAGGCUUGUAGGCCUGAAAGAAAAUUUUACUUUGAAAAAGAUCACAUCUAAAUUUUUUGUUUGCCUGUGUGAUAAUGUUAGAUUCUACUUUUUAAAAAUCUUGUCUUUAUUAAUAGAACAAACUCUGAACUUACUGCAUUUUCUAAUGUCCUAUGUUAUGAUUAAUUGUUUUGUGUUAAAUAGAAGCUGAUCAAAGUUUUUAAUGAUACUGAAGAUAAAAAUUGUUUUGUUUUCUUGUCCAGUCAUUAGCAUUGUUUUCAUUAAGUGAAUGAUUAUUUUUCACAGUUUAAUAAUCAGUUUGUGUAUAUGGGCUAAUGAAGCUCUGUAUUAUAUAUGAUUAGCUCAUAGUAUCUCUUGAAUGAUAUGUUAAUAUAUUUAUUUUAAAAUUUCAACACUUACAAAGUGUUCAUUUUCAUGGCAAGCAAAAUACUGAAUAUUUACAUUUUAAAGCCCCCAAAAUGUUCAUAUUUAUGGAAAGAAAUGCAUUGAUUUUUUUUUAUGUUUUAAAAUCAUGGUGAUUGUAGUCAUACAAUUUUUUUUUAAUAGGUAUAGACUGCUCUGUGGGUGAUUCUCAUUCUUAGUUAGUUUCUAUCAUCUUCAGUGGCUACCUUCCUCUUCUGUUGGCUACCAUCCGUCCAACUUGAAUUUGAGGCCAUUAUAGAAACUGAUUUGUGUGGAUGUGUUCAUCAAUGACCAGCUGCAUGCUGACUUGGCUUACUAGCUAUGACUGAUAACUUUUACGCCUUAAGCUCAAUGACCAGUCCCAGUUAGGUGGCGAGGUUAAGAUUCAUGUUCCAUCUCUUUAUGAAAUGAAAAGCUUAGUUCUAAAAGUAUGUAAAAAUCAUGAAAUAUUUGAGGAAAGAUAAUCAAGCCUAAGUGUAGCUAGUGCUCUUGAUGAUGACUUAAGCAUUUUCAAAAAUGUCCAUUCUUAACAAUAUACUGUCCACUAGUAUAGAGUAGGCCUAUAGUCACUAUAGUGGUUAAAAUUUAUGGAAGUCUCUCCCCCCCCCCCCCCUCCAUUUCUUAUUCAAUUGGAACAUUUUAAUACCAGGUUGUAGUAAAAAGGAAGCUUUACAAUCUGGCAUAUUGCAGUGUUUAUAGUAGUAUUGCACAUGCUGGACUACUUGUGGGGGGGGGGGGGGGAUAUUUUUCAUGAGAGCCAUUUUGUCCUGGAAUUGGUUACCUGAACUAGCCAGGAAAACCAAAGAACUCUCUCCAAGAGGAAGUUUCAAAAAAAAAAAACAAGAAACAAGUCUAACAUUAACAUGGAUUGGGGAUGUUUCAAUUAUUGAUAUUCUGAUCUUUGUCUCUAAUGUAAUGGUUUAUAAAACGUGAGUGUUGCCAGAAAGUCACAAUGUUUAGUUUUUAGCUUAUAACUUGGGCCCAACCAUCUCACCCUAAGUAUCCUCUUAGAGUUAAUUCUAAAUGUGUAAGCCUAACUCUUAACUUAAACUGCAUACUUUGCUAUGUCUUGUUAUACUUGAACUCUCUGCAUUCCAACAGUUUUAAAUUAUAUUUUUUCUGAGCUUUGUGAUACUUUACAUCUAAAUGAAAUGGGAGUAUUUUGUGUGUUUUAUGAUGACAUUUUGAUCAUGUGUUUUCUGCUGCUUAAACACAAUAACAAAAAGCUAAACUUGCUAUGUGAUUUGUCUCUUUAAUGAGGUCUUGCUGUUCUUCUACAUUGGAUGAAGUCUUUUUGUGUUUUUUUUUUGUACAUUUGCUCUUUAAGUUCUUAUGUGCUAAUGUACAUGGUCUUUUUGUGAAAUUUUUACAUUUAGAUCUAUAUAUAUACAGAAUAUUCAUAUUAAAUGAUGGAGUUUUGGUUCUAGGCCAUAUGGCUAACUUCCAGUUCUUUUGCUGAGUGGAAUGUUUCAGUGCUACAUUGGUUUGUUUAAUUGCUACAUUUGUUUAUUUAAAUGCUACAUUUGUUUGUUUAAAUGCUACAUUUGUUUGUUUAAAUGCUACAUUUGUUUGUGUAAAUGCUACAUUUGUUUGUGUAAAUGCUACAUUUGUUUGUUUAAAUGCUACAUUUGUUUGUGUAAAUGCUACAUUUGUUUGUUUAAAUGCUACAUUUGUUUGUUUAAAUGCUACAUUUGUUUGUUUAAAUGCUCAUCAAUUUGUAGAACAAAUGUGUGAUGUGAGAGCUUGAGGACUUGAAUUCCUAACUGAAGAGUUUUUUUUUUGUCCAGAGUCUCGCCUCAUACAUUUAUUUCAUCUGCUCAUUAUGACACAUGCUCAGCAAAAUGUGCUUGUACUUUUUUAUAUAAAUGUCUGUAUAUAUAUAUUUUUUUUUUUCUUGGUUUGAAAUAUAUAUAUAUAUACUCUAGAGGAAAACAAAUAGUGCACAUAGCAGCAAAACUUUGAGUAGCAGAAUGCCAAGGCUACAUUAUGUAGACACACUGUGGGUCAGUUAUAAGUGUCUUGGGAAGUUUUGAGAGAGGUGGGCGUUCAUGUCCUAUAAUGAUCUUUGUAAACUAAUAACAGUGUUAUGUCCUAUAAUGAUCUUUGUAAACUAAUAACAGUGUUAUGUCCUAUAAUGAUCUUUGUAAACUAAUAACAGUGUUGUUUUGACAAACCUUAUUUACCUUAGUACUAUAUAUUCAUUCCCAAUCCUGUAGCAGUUCUGCUUGAAAGCCAUCAACCCAACUGUGUUGAUUUUUUAAAGAAUAUUUAUCAACUAUUUAUAUAAAUAUUUAUUUAUAUUUAUCAAGUUUUGUUUAAUUGUUGUAUUUAGUUUUCAAUAUUUUUCAUAUAUUUAGUUUAUACUGAUGAUAAAAUUAUAAUUUGAUAAUUCUUUCUACUCUGCUUUUUGUAUAGGAAGCUGAUUGUUGGUCCCCAACCCUGUUGGUCCCUGACAUCAUUGCACUGUGUACACACUAUCUUCUAACAAGCAAACUAUACUUUUUAUCUAAGGAGAAGAACUCCACAUUUACAACUGUUUUAUAUCUCAAUAAUGUAGGAGUUAUUUCUCUUUUUAUAAACAAAAUAAUUAAUUACCAAUAUUAAUUGACUAAUUGGUUUAUUUUUUUUAUCAUUUCAUGGUUUGUUAGGUACAAAAAUAAUUUUUCAAGUUUCAACUGGGUGUAAGAGAAAUAGCAUGUACAAUUAUCUAAGGGGAACAAACCCCAAUAUAUUUUGCCAUAUCUUUAAAUUAUUUUCAGAUAGACAUGAGUUGAUAUAAGCUUUGUAAAAAAUUUUGCCAACAGAAAAAUGUCAGCUUUUCAUUACCCGCUUUCAUUGACCAUUAAUUUUCAAAGUGGACCAAGCAUUCUUUAGAGGACAGCCCUAAAUAUAAAGCAGAAACAUGGAAAGCAAUUGUGUUUCGGCACCGUUUGGGCAUUAUCAGAGAGAUUGGAUGUGGUGAUGGUUAAGUGCUUCCAGAAUGAGUAUUUAAGUUUCGCUCCUGACAAUACCUUCCGCACACACACUGGCUUGCAGGAUAACCAUUGAGAAGUUGAGUUCUUAAUUAGUAUCCACUCUGUGGUGUCAUAUUCAUUCUGUGAUGUGAUAAUAUGCUGCUUAGAUUUCAGUGAAACUUUAUACAGAUGUACUGCUUUCUAGCCUUCCACUGCUUAUUGGUUUAAACUUUAGUAGACACAAUAUUUAAUUUCUAAAUCAUAUCAUGCGAAUGUAUAUUGUGAUAAAGUAUUGUUCUUUUUUUUAAUAAAUAUUUCUGUUCAGUUUUCAGGGAGUAGAUAUUUUGUUUAAUAUUUUAUUUUUAAUAAAAUCAUGAAUUAAAAAUGUGUUUUUGUCUUCUGUUCAUCAUGAGAUUCUGCCAAGGAAAAAAUAGAAAUGUUUUACAUCCA